AGCAGUUCCAUCAUCAGUUGGCAGUGCCAGCCGCGGAUUACGCAUCUCACGCGGCGCCGCCACACACCACACCACACCGCGAUGGCCGAUCUCCACCUCCUCCACCCGCCGGAGCCCGACACCAACGGCGGCGGGGCCGCCGCCUCCGCCUCCGCCGCCGCGCUGCUCCUCCCCGCCGACCCCGCGGCCGAGGCGGCGGCGGCCGCGGCCGCGCCGGACCCCCCCGCGCCCCCCUACUCCAAGCGCCGCCGCCGCCCCAGCGUCCGCCUCGGCGACAUUGGCGCGCAGGCCACGGCCUCCGACGCGCAGCUCCCGCGCCGCCACCGCAAGCCGUCCUCCCACCCGCGCCCCCCGCGCCGCUCCCACCCGGACGACGCCCUCGACCCCGCCGCCCGCGCCCGCGGGCCCAAGCCCGGCCAGCGCCGCCCGCGCACGGCCUGGAUCCCGGCGCCCCACGGCGGCGCCGACGGCUACGAGGACGAGGAGGGCCACCACCACUACUACGACGACGCCGACCAGUCCGACUCCGCCGCCGCCGCCGCCCGGGCCGCUAGGGUUUCGGGCAGCCGCGAGGCCAGCGUCGACGAGUCCGACGGCGUCGCCGACUGGGGCCUCCCCAACGGCGGCGCGGCCUGCUACGGCGGCGGCGGCGGCGUCAGGGCCUGGCUCGACGGGCUCGGCCUCUCCCGGUACGCCCCCGUGUUCGAGAUCCACGAGGUGGACGACGAGGUGCUCCCGCUGCUCACCCUGGAGGACCUCAAGGACAUGGGCAUCGGCGCCGUCGGCUCCAGGAGGAAGAUGUUCGCCGCCAUCCAGAAGCUCCGCAGCGGCGACACCGUGUCCUGAGUUGGAAAUACAGAAAAGGAAAGAGAAGGGAGAAGAUGAUCCAGCCAACUGGCUAAAGGCAUAAAAGGAAUGCUAGGGAUAAAUGCCGGGGAGGGAGGCUGAGGGGGUUGCCACUGAUUACUGUGGCAGGGUGGCAGCAAAUGUGCCAUGUCCAUGCCGCUGGGGCUCGAUAGCGCCGCAAUGGCAGGCCAGGCGCGGAGGUAACCACACUGGAAUGUUUUGUUUGCACGUAUGUUUGUAAACAUGUUGUGCUUGCAAGCAUGUAUGUCUUGUAUGUAAGGUAAAGGGGCUUACCUGACGAUGAUCGCCGGUCCUUGGGUGGAUUCUGUUGAGCACACUAGGAUGAUUGAGAUGAACGUGGGUCUGGCAUGGGGUGUGGUAACUCUGGUAAGGGGUGCUCGGGUAGCCAGGGUGACUUGCCCAUGGAACCGCCGCACGCCUCGCUCCGUGGCAGAGAGCUGGGCUGCCAGGGGAGUUUCACAGGCAAAUCAUCCUUGGCUAUCGAAGAUGGCCUCUUACCCCCAUGCAAGACCUCCCUCACCUGUGUCCUCUGUGCUGGUGCAGUAGUAGUUAACUGAUGAUGCCUUAAUGCCUUGCCUGGCCAUGUAUUUAUAAGAAGGUGGGGGCAGCGUGUUUUGGCGGCGAGGCAGCGUGUUUUGACACAGCUAAAGGCAACUAGAGUGAAGAAUCUUGGCCUUCGACAUGACAUGCGGAAGGCGUCGAUCGACCAGGCCAAAUAACCAACGGGGCCACUCUCUCACCUCACCUGGCUGCUGGAUGUGAAGAUCUCUGUGUAUCUUGCUGCCUUUAUUUCCUUUUCGGAGGGCAUCCAGGGAUUUGGAUUUGGAUUUAUUUAGAUUUGGGUUUGUGAAGGGGUUGUUCAGGUUGGCUGGUUGACCAGUGCGGACGGACGGACAGACCACUCGGGCUGGGUUCGGUUCCAUCCACAUCCACUUGCAUUCAUUCCCAGGCAUGGAUCACAUC
Messenger RNA from Triticum aestivum (bread wheat), 1830 nucleotides. RefSeq names its product ankyrin repeat and SAM domain-containing protein 6. Bases 82 to 846 code for a protein of 254 amino acids. Gene Ontology annotation, molecular function: protein binding. The record is from RefSeq and is a predicted model, not a curated record. The transcript has 2 exons. Lineage: Eukaryota; Viridiplantae; Streptophyta; Magnoliopsida; Poales; Poaceae.